AUGAUUUUGGGUGUAAGUGUGGGUGAAGGUGUUAAUAUGGCUGCGGUUGUUAUUGAUAUUCUUCAAUCAUUGUUUUUAUUGACUAAACGUUUAUCAAGAAUCAUAUCAAAUGAAUAUUUAUGGAACAUUCAUAUUGGUGAUACAACAAUGUCAUUAUUGAUGUUUAAUGAUCAAUGCCAAAAUAUCUUAAAAUUAAUAGGUAAUUGGGUUGUCUCAUUACGUCUAACAUUAAUUGAUAUUAUUGGUGGAUGGCCACUCGUUUCAUCUUAUCUUCAGUAUCAUCAGAUAUCAUUAUUUCAACGUUUACAUCUGAUUGGCAUCGAACCACAUGAAUUUGAUAAAUUAUUGCGUAAUCACGUAAUAAGACACUUACAUACUUUAUUAGUUGAUGUGACACCAUCUAGUUCGUUUAAAUGUCUUCAAGUUGAAGGAGUUUAUUUAGCUAAGGUGUGUUUAAGAAUGCCUCUUCUAAAAAUUUGUCGACUUUCUUUUGAUCAUAAUUAUAAGAAUGUUAAUCAAAUAGAAAAUGGUUCAUUAGAAUAUCAAAUAACUUUACCGAAUUUAUUAAAUACAAAUCAUCUUCGUACAUUGACUAUUGGUAUACAUACGUCACAUUUUCUCGAGCGUUUACUAUUAUGUAUACCAUUCAUUGAGAAUCUUUCUUUCAGUAUAAAAGAUCGAGAUAGUGAUGAAUAUGAUACACAUGAAUUUUGCUUUUAUCUGGUCACAUUUUUUGUUCGUCGAUAUCUGUAA
This is a messenger RNA of Rotaria sordida, 753 nucleotides long. NCBI's taxonomy places the organism in Eukaryota, Metazoa, Rotifera, Eurotatoria, Philodinida, Philodinidae. The record is from the annotation of a GenBank genome assembly.